GCGCUCGGGGGGCAGAUGCUGGAAGUGGUGCGGAGUUUGUUCUCAGGCGUGGAGCUGCGCGUAACGGGGGGCGUCCGGGACCUUCUGCAGCACGGAGCAGGAGCGAGGAGGGGCAGAGAGGAAGCUUCAGGGGUGUGAAGACCACCAUAUACCCCCACAUCUACCCCCACAUGGACCAACAGGGGCAGGAGAGCUUUUUAUCAGGGGAGGAUUCAGCGCAGGACCAAUGGCAUCUGGAGCUGAGGGGCUCGAGGAGCUGAAGUGAGGAGGAGGAAUAGGAGGAGGAGGUUCUGCUGGAUUUGGAGAACUUUUGGAGAAGUUUGGAUGAAGUUCUGGUGGGCUCAGGACCCUCAGCCAGCUCUGCCCCAAACCAGCCAAUCAGAACGAGCAUAGUUUCUUCCCUUCUUUCACUCUUUCACUACUUUUUUUGGAAAGCUAUGCGGACUCGUGGGACACCUCUGUACUGGACUGCCUUCCUGACCCUUGUUCUCCUGUCAGCCCAGGCUUUCCCCACCCACACGCCCAAAGCUGGCGAGGCCAAGCCCGGGAGGAGCGCCGCUCUGCGGACUGGAGGACAGGCUGGAUCUGUAGAUGUCCGGCGGACGCUGGCGGAGCUCCAGCAGCAGAACCAGCUGAGGAGUCGCUCGCCUCCACGUCGACACAGGCGGAGAUGGUCGCAGCUUCGCUCAGAAGGAGUCCUGCCUAAACCUCCUCCUGAGGAAGAGGAGCCGUUUAUCUUAGACCUGAAGAACUUUCCAGACCUCGCCAAUGCUGACCUGGGAUCCCAGAAUCCCAAUAUCCAGGUAACCAUCGAAGUCGUGGAUGACCCUCAGAUGGAGGUGGAGAUGGACCUGGCUAAAGAAGGAAGGAACGACUGGUCUUUGAGCUCCGAGGAAUGGCUGGGCCACAAGAAGCUCUUCUGGCCGCUCUUCUGGGAGUACCAUGACUCGAGCGAGGAAAGCCCAGGUCAGGCCAGUCUUGAAGAGAACGGUGAAGACCUCAACUAUGAUGGAGAAGAUUCCCUUCUGAGUGGGGUUGGCAUGGACUGGGGGAGGCGAUGGAAAGGCUGGGACUCCAUGGAUAAUUAUGAAUAUGAAGAGGAGGAGUGGAGUGACUGGUCGCCGUGCAGUGUCUCCUGUGGGCAUGGUAAUCAGAAGAGGAUCCGCUCGUGUGGAUACGCCUGCACUGCUACAGAGUCCCGGACGUGUGAACUUCAGCGCUGCCCAGAUGAUCUGAAUGCAGUGACAGAGCUCAUCCCUCAUGAGAUGAAUGACACAGAUGCUUUUGAUACAGAUAUGGACAGCUGUGAGAAGUGGCUCAACUGUAAGAACGACUUCCUGCAGAAGUACCUCCACCAGGUCCUGACCGAGCUGCCGAGCUGCCCCUGCGUCUACCCCUCCGAGGUCGUCUACAGCGCCGUCAACAUUUUCGACGAGAAGCUUCGCAAGACCUACCGGUGGCGCGACGCCAGCGGCCCCAAGGAACGCCUGGACAUCUACAAACCUUCGGCCAAGUUCUGCGUGCGCUCAAUGCUGUCCUUUGACAGCACCACGCUGGCUGCUCAGCACUGCUGCUACGACGACCACAUGAAGCUCAUCACGCGGGGCAAAGGGGCCGGAGCGCCCAACCUCAUCAGCACAGAGUUCUCUCCAGAGCUGCACUAUAAAGUGGACGUUUUGCCCUGGAUUCUGUGCAAAGGCGACUGGAGCCGCUUCCAUUCGGUUCGGCCUCCGAACAACGGGCUGCAGUGCACGGAAAACCCUCUGGAGGACGUGUAUAUGAACGAGCUGGAGGAGGCUCGGGAGUAUUGAGGGCCACACUGGGGUGCAGACUUCAUAACGGAAGUGAAGGUGGUACUGUUGGUGUGUGCUACAGCUCAAUAUGGAGCUGUAAAUGGAAAUUAUACUGUAUUUGAAACUUCACUGCCACAUUUGUAGGGGUUCAGUCUGCCUACUUUUGGAUAUAGAGAUUGAUAAGUAUAUAAUGGUGGAUUUCGUUGGACAAGAAUUGGCUUGAGCUUCGGUGCAGAGAAGGUCAAGCCUUGAAACAUAAAGCUGAGGAGACUAAAACAUCAUGAGAAGGAAGGUCAAAGCUGGAAACUUAAUGAGAGGAACUCUACAGUGUUUUAUGCCAGCUGAACUGGUCUUCACCUAGACAUAGGCUUGGGUUGGUCAAGUUGGUCAUUUUUUAUUGCGGCAGGUAAUCGAUAGGUGACCAUUGAAAGGUUCUACCAUUCUACGCCAAGAUCUACGUCUUCCUCUAGGUGUCAUCCAUGUGAUAACAGAUUUCAUGUGCCAUGGCUGUCAUAAGACAUGACCAGCAAAUUAUAGAUGGUGGGUGUUCCUCUAGUGGUGCAUCUCUUAAUCUGUAAUGCAGUCGCAUUACUACGAGAUUCCUAGGAUUCAUUGUAGCCGCGAUUGCUGGGCAUCUAGACCCUAUAGCCUUCCCAUCUUUACAACUUUCAUAACUACACUGCUGUCACAAUUAACAUCAAUUUCAUGAGCCCUACAAUAGAACCCUGGUGUACUUAGAGAAUUAUGCCAGUACAAACUGUUACCAACCAUUAACAACAGUGUCUGCAAAAAGAUGAAUAACUAAAUAAAAAAUAAUUCUAGGGUUCAAGGUUUUUUUUUAAUCACCUCGCAAUCAUUGCUGUAGUCUUCCACAACCGUUUCACAAGCAGUUCACAACAUGCCUUCCCUAGCAGAGAAAAUGAACGUGAUGUAACAAAUGUCUUGGGACUCUUCUACAGAGAGCCAAAUGCGCACAGCCUGGUUCAGAACUGACAGGACAAGAGAGCAGUGGGGGUUCAAACAUGGCAUCCUCUGAAACUGUAUUUAUUGGAUUCGUACUGCUCCGUUUUUUCCCCCUCUGCGGCGUGCUCAAAGACUCAGAUGUGUCAUGAAAGGAAUUCCACUCAAGCUGCUAAACUUGCGACGAAUCCAAGCAGAAUGCUCUUUUGUUGUCUUAGACUUGAAGCUCGCUCCUGGCGCCCCUCCAGCCCGAGCGAGAUCAAUCCAAACAAAUCAAACACGAGCCCUGGUGCCGCGUGCGCGUCUGCUUCAACACAUUUCACGCCAUUCUUCUACUCUUCCCGGCCUGUAUACUGUUACCACAGAUAUAUUCAGAUGGGGCGUCAUAGGACAAUAUAUAUAAAUAAAUAUAUACAUAUAUAUUUACACAAGGUGAUUCGAUCUUUGAUAUGCUCGCAGGGAAGACAGCACUGGAACAUAAUUAGGUUAUCAGACCAGGGACAAAGAGAAGAAGAACUUCUUUCAGGAGGUCAGGAAUUUUCAUUCAGCGAUAUAAAAAGGGCUACAGUAUUGUUCAUUGCUGCAUUUUUAGUCUUAAAGAAACAUUAUUUGUCUGUUAAGAAACCUUUUGAACAGAUACAACCACAGAAUCACACAAAAUAGCAGCUAUUUGAAGCUGUUAGGCAGUUGCUGAAACUAUAUACACUGUAUAUACAGGGGUUGGACAAUGAAACUGAAACACGUGGUUUUAGACCACAAUAAUUUAUUGUGGUGACGGACAGUUCUGGUGGAAACAGGAGAGUUGAGGUGCACAUUGAAUUCUGCCGUGAUUUGAUCAGCCGUGGUUUUACGUUUUUUGGAUACAAUCUGGGUUAGCACCUGAACAUCCCUUUCAGACAGCUUCCUCUUACAGCGUCCACAGUUAAUCCUGUUGGAUGUGGUCGGUCCUUCUUGGUGGUGUGCUGACAUUACCCUGGAUACCGUGGCUUUUGAUGCAUCACAAAGACUUGCUGUCCUGGUCACAGGUGCGCCAGCAAGACGUGCACCAACAAUUUGUCCUCUUUUGAACUCUGGUAUGUCACUCAUAAUAUUGUGUGCAUUGUAAUAUUUUGAGCAGAACUGUGCUCUUACCCUGCUAAUUGAACCUUCACACUCUGCUGUUACUGGUGCAAUGUGAAAUUAAUGAAGAUUGGCCACCAGGCUGCUCCAAUUUAGCCAUGAAACCUCCCACACUAAAAUGACAGGUGUUCCAGUUUCAUUGCCCAACCCCUGUAUAGCUGUCCAUAUAUCUGUCCAAUUGUUUGUGGACACUCUUCAGAUCAAUGUCUAAAACUCUAUGGAGCCGAUUAAUACACAAACACAAAUCUAUUGGCACCAUGUGAAAUGCUAUGAAUGAGAUACUGGGGUAUCAAUCUCUCCAGUAUUAGGGAAUCUGACAUGUUGGUGCUCCAUCCAAUCCUUUAGGGAUAAGUUGGGUAUUUGGGAAUGUCUUGUUGCUGACUGCAAUUAAAUACUCACAGCAGUGCUCCAAAAUCUAGUAGAAAGUGGAGUAAAUUCUUUUAAUACUAUUGAACCCAGAAGAAUGCAUAUACUAGUAGUCGUAUGAAAAGGUUUGGACACCCCUGCAUAAACAAAAUUGCCACUUCUUUGUUUAAAACUACCCUUAUAAUAAUCAUUAUACCACAGUCAUUAUACCACCGACCCUGCAAUAUGCAAAAUUGGCUGAGGGGCGUUCUAUGAGUGCCGUUAUCAGCCGGUAAUGCACUGUAAUCGUAUCUCUCCAUGUGUUACUUCGCCACAUACAGGUAACCUAGCAACGAUACAAGCCAAACAGCGUAACUACAAACAGAGCAGCAAUGGAACUAUUUUGACUCGCUGAGUGUUUACAACCAAACAGAUCGUUCUUUCUUCUCUUCUUUAACCAAAAUCGUCCAAUAAACAGCAAUAAUCAAACUGUUUAUUGACCUACGGCCUCGUGCCUAUAACCACAGCACAGCAGUGCCAAUAUUAAACGUUAUAGCACAAACCUUGAGUGUAUUAUUGCUUAAUUAUAAUCAUUAGAACACAAUUAUAACACAUACAUAUUCUGUAAAGUCAACAGUGCAGGUCAGUGCACAAUUCUAUAGUUCCCAAGGGGCAAAAUUCACUUCUAACACGUCAGUGUGUAUGUUGUUUUAUUGCUUACCAAUAUGCAUACCUGUCAAGUUUUAGAUUUAAAAAUAAGGGAUAUUUUCCUCUGUCCGCUUAAAGCUGUCCCACCAGCCCAACGAAGGUUCAGUAUCUCUUACAUUUUAAAACAGGUUUACAAAAAAUCUAAAAUAACCACAAGUGAACCACUUACACACUACAAUUAGAUUAUCAGAAUCUGAACAUGUUGUGGACAUUCCUACAUAUGUCAUUCUUUUAAUACAGCCAAAUUAAAAACCCUUUUCUAUAUCUUUUUUUUAUUUAAGAUUUCAUGUCUUUUUUGUAAUAAAUGCACUCUUUUAUAUGAUAUAUUUUUUAUUUAUUUAAUGGAUUUAAAAUUGAACAAAGAGUGCACAAAUUCUGCAAAAUGACUGUUGGUGACCUAAAAAUUGUAUUAUGAGCUUUUACUAAAAGGACAUGGACCAGAUAUAUUCCAUCAGUAAAAAUUAGUCCUAAGGGGCCUACAAAAUAAUUUUUAAUUAAUACUUCUUCCUUUUGAUCACUCCACCCCUGAUCAGUUCAGUUAAUGUCGGUUCUCUCCACAUUUCUAGUUAAACUGAGUCACAAGCUGUAAUUUUUUUUUAUUUUAAGAGGUUUAAUCUGUGUGUUUUAUUUCGGAGUAUUUUUAAGCAGCUAUCAGAAAAAUCUCAUCACAGUUUCCAUGAUUAGACUACCGUUACCUUUCUUUUAGAAAAAUCGCUGCAUGUAUGUUUUAACAUCAGCAGCUCCGACUAGCUGCCUGAACUCACAGCGAGGAGGGCGGGGCUUCCCCACACUGACCCUCCUUGCAAGCUGAUUGGCUGUUUCUCCUGAAAGGCGGGACUUUCUCCUUGAACCGGCUGCACGAUUGGUUAAGAGACACAGAGCGGUCAGUGCACUGUAUCCUCAAUAAUAUAUAUUUUUUUAUUUUGAUAAAAUACGGGAAAUUUACGGGAAAAUACUAAUACGGGAGGACGGCGGGAAAGAGGAGUAAAAUACGGUAGUUUCCCGGCCAAAACGGGAGACUUGACAGGUAUGCCAAUAUGGCUGUUUAAAUAAUAAUGGUAUUGAAGAUUAGAAGUUCUCUCAUGUGGCAGAGAUCCUUUUUGACCCUUCAUCCCAACACCAGUAUAGUGAAUAAUACUCCACCAUCGAAAAGCCACAAAUAUAACCGUAGCUAAAUGGAGAAGGGCAACACCAAGCAUGCUGGGAUCUCCCCUGUGAGCAUGGCACAGCCACAGUAUGUCAUAAUUAGAGAAAUACGUCAUUUUAACGGGGAUGCCCAAACCUUUGCAUAUGACUUUGCAUUAUAAUUACUUAUGUUACUGUUAAUUCUAAUCAUGGAAAAGAUGUGUCCGAUAGAAAUGUUGAAAUAUUCCUAGAUUUUUUUUAUCAUAUUGCAUUCUUUUGAUUUUCUUUGCCAUUUUUACUUUAUUAUGAUGAAAACAGUUAGUCCUGGUUGCAGUGUAGGACUGUAACCGUGACUCUGGAGUAGAAGCUGUGUUUGAGGGGGGCGGGGUGUAGGUACUUGUGAAGAAAGCGAACAUCUAUGUAAACACAGCACGCUUUACAGAACCUUGCUGAUCACUGGGCUCCAAUCAAAGCCCACUUGUAUGGGAUGUUGUUUUAGCAGCUAAAGCCUCUCCUUUCAGACUGGGCGUUUAUCACGAUCUGUCUCUUUGUGAGAUGUUGAAACCGAACGCUGGGGAUUUACCAGCCAAAGGCGUGUUGAUGGAGGUCUAUUCCAUGCUCCACGCUGCAGUAAAAACAUCCACAUUUGGCGAAGUGACACCUUAACGAGUGAAUUCAGACACACUGGGACUCCACCCCGAAGAUCUAGUUCAGAAAAUAGAGCAACGUCCACACUGGGAGAGUUGGGCUUGUUAUAGUCUACAUUAAUCUACAUCUACCUCUUAUCACAAUAUGGAGGUCACGAUUUAGUAUUUUAAAAUAUAUAGCAACACUGUAGGCAAGAAGAUACUGUAUAUUGCAAUUGUUUAAAGCAAAGUUUUGGAAAACUCUCAUAAAAACACUAUCAUAUUCAUAAAAUCUGAAUAAAAGACAAGUUUACAUUUUUCCAAUCAGAACAGUGGGAUCUAACAACAGUUAGAUUACAUCAUUGCUAUCUAGUGAGCAGGGUUUAAACACUACACCAAUCUUUAUAAGUAAACUAGCAAUUAACCCCUGUGUGGUGUUCAUAUUUUUUGUUACUCGUUUACUUUGUUACUUGUAUUUAAUUCAGCAAAAUUAAGCAAUUCUACAUUAAAAUGCUUCACACAUGCUCGCUUCACCUAAAUUGCAAGCAAUAUAAACAGCUUACAUGGUUAAUAUUUACCCUUUACCUUUCUUAUGUUACAUUUCUUUUAAAAAGUGCUACUCUUUUUUUUUAUUAGUUUUUUAAUAAAAUGUAAAAGAAAAUAAAUUUAACUCAAGAUAUGAGUAGAAAAUUUUUUAGUUUCAAAUUUACAAAUGAAGCAAUGUUUAUUAGCCCUUGGCCAAACAUACUGUAUGUAAUAUAAAUGUGUGUGUUUAUCGAAAAUGUGUUUUGAUAUGUGUUUUUCACAAAAAAUGAGCCAAUGCCAAUGAGUUUGAUUUAGAAAAAAUAUUUUUUUAGUAUCAUUUGAUGAAAAUUGAACACGGGUCCCACAGACCCGAACACCACACAAGGGUUAAAAAUGCGGUCCCACUUUACAAUAAGUGUCCCUAAGUUCUUUGUAGUUACAUGGUAACAAUCCAUGUAACUACAGUGUAACUACUAGCCCAAAAGCCUACUAGUUCAGACCUAGUCUUUCCAUGAUAAUAUUUGAUUUUUAGUAUAUUUAGUAUCAAAACACUCAAUCAGCUCCAUAAGCUGUUAAAGACGUUUAUAUUUAACUUACCACACACACUAUUGCACAGGUGUAAGUACAAUCAACCUGGUACACAUGUUUAACUUGUACACACACAAGUCAAAAUUAUCCUUAAUACACAUGUGUAAAUACAUAACCUGUACCUUUUUAGUUAAUCUGUAACACUGCGUUCUUCAUCAGUAGUUACACUGUAGUUACAUUGAUUGUUACCAUGUAACUACAAAGCACUUAGGGACACUUAUUAUAAAGUAGGACCACCAAUGCUGUUCAAUACAGUAUGGCACAACAAACUGUGUUUUCCGCCGCCAAAAUUGAAACACACCAGAAAUAUACCUGAACAUACCUCACCUCUGACACCAUUUUAAUGAGCACGUGAUACGAUAGGGCCUUUUAUGUUUUUUUAAAAGUCUAAAAUUCAACUCAAAUUGUUCUAUAAUUCUAUAAUUUUGUACAGAAAAUGUUUCCGUUCAGCAUUUUGACAUUCUCUAAACUCUGUUUUAACCCAACAACCUUUUCUACAGAGUCAAUUAGGGCCUACAAGCAGUCGUUCAUCAUUGAUCACUUUAGACUAAUGCCUCAUCUUCAUCCAGAAGAUUACCAGUGCAUUCAUUCCAGUGCUGCACAAUCUCACACAGUGCAGCUGUGAAAGAGCUUUAAUCUCACUGCGUGAGCUCCCUCUGCUCUCUGUUAUGGCAUGUUUGCCUCACGUUUCAGCACCCUGGAAUUCAGGAGCUGUGUGGUAUGUGCCCAGGCCGGGAGGUGUGGGUGCGGCCAGCGUGAAGGGGGCAAAGCCCACUAUCUGCUCCGCUGGGUACUGGCUUUGACCUGAGCUGAGGGGGGGAUUUCUUUGAAGCGCUGCCAGCUUUCCACUGCUGUUUCGUUUUAGCGCAGGGCUCGGGCUGAGAGUGCAGACUAGAGCAGGUUUUCAUUGCUUUAUGUUACAAUAAAGAGUCUAUUAUGAGCAUUACGCUGCCAUUGCCAGCGGUACGUGUGAACGUGCUGAAACGGCUGAAGCUAAAACUCGUGGAUUCUCCAGAAUGUUGGACAUGAGCCUCCAGAUCUAAUCGCUGAAGUGAGAAAAGAGAAGAGUGCUGAAUAGCGAGGAUCUACAGUACGCUGAGUAAGACGGACAGGCUGGUAUCUCCAAAUAUUCUCCAUUGCAGAAUUUUCGGUGAAAAGUUUACGUUUUUUUUUUUUUUAAUGUUCUUUCAGGAAUAUUUGAUAAGAUUGUGUCACUUUUAAGAGAUUUCUGAAAGAAAGGCACUUUAUUUAAGAUAAAUAAGGGGAUAUAUCUCUGUGUAUAUACUAUCACAUAUAGAAUAAUACCUGUAUAAUUUUUUUGUUUGUAUCAUUCGUUAUCAUUAUUGUAAAGGGAUGAACUACACAAAUGCUGCAUUCUUAAAGGAUUUUGUAAUGUAAUGUAAUAAUGUAAAAUGUCUGGCAUGUCAUGUUCUAUUGUUUAGAUUUAUUAUUGUACAGUAUUUAUUGUCCAUAAGAUGAUCCGUAAGAUGCACUAUGUGAAGCUGUAUGAAAAUAUCCCGUUCCAGAUCGGAUGCCUUGUGAACAAAAAACACAAAAAACCCCACAAAAAAACAAAAACAAAAGGGAACGCGUUCAAGCCGCGCCACACACCAUGCUACUUCAGUUCAUUAUAUAUAUAUAUGUCUGUAUUUUUUUUACCAGUUGUCAUCUCCUUUGUAACAAGAGCUCUGUAAUAAAUAUAAUAAAUGUAACGUGGACAGUUAA
Messenger RNA from Astyanax mexicanus (Mexican tetra), 9514 nucleotides. It is a transcript of the gene ism2a, whose product is annotated as isthmin 2a. Lineage: Eukaryota; Metazoa; Chordata; Actinopteri; Characiformes; Acestrorhamphidae. Bases 438 to 1811 code for a protein of 457 amino acids. The record is from RefSeq and is a predicted model, not a curated record. The transcript is spliced from 6 exons.